CGUCGCUUUAAUGAUGAGAUCGACAAGCUGACGGGAUACAAGACCAAGUCAUUGCUGUGCAUGCCCAUACGGAACAGCGAUGGAGAGGUCAUUGGUGUUGCCCAGGCAAUAAAUAAGACUCCCGGAGGUGCCCCUUUUUCUGAUGAUGAUGAAAAAGUGAUGCAGAUGUACCUCCCGUUUUGUGGGAUUGCCAUAUCCAAUGCCCAGUUAUUUGCAGCUUCAAGGAAGGAAUAUGACAGAAGCAGGGCUUUGUUGGAAGUAGUGAAUGAUCUCUUUGAGGAACAGACUGACUUGGAGAAAAUUGUCAAGAAAAUCAUGCAUCGGGCCCAGACUCUGUUGAAGUGUGAGCGGUGCUCAGUGUUACUUCUGGAAGAUAUUGAGUCGCCAGUGGUGAAAUUCACAAAGUGCUUCGAACUGUUAUCUCCAAAGUGCAGUGCAGAUGCUGAGAACAGUUUCAAAGACAGCGUGGAGAAAUCAUCAUCUUACUCCGACUGGCUAAUAAAUAACAGCGUUGCGGAGCUUGUAGCUUCCACAGGGCUCCCAGUGAACAUCAGUGAUGCCUAUCAGGAUCCUCGCUUCGAUGCUGAGGCUGACCAGAUUUCUGGCUUUCACAUAAGGUCUGUUCUGUGCGUUCCUAUAUGGAAUAGCAGCCACCAAAUAAUCGGGGUAGCUCAAGUGUUGAACAGGCUGGAUGGGAAACCCUUUGAUGAUGCCGACCAGCGACUGUUUGAGGCUUUUGUUAUUUUUUGCGGUCUGGGCAUUAACAACACGAUAAUGUAUGACCAAGUGAAGAAAUCCUGGGCAAAGCAGUCUGUGGCUCUUGAUGUAUUAUCCUAUCAUGCAACAUGUUCAAAGGCAGAAGUUGACAAAUUUAAGGCCGCGUCCAACCCUCUGGUGUCAGAGCUUGGCAUCGAUGACAUCCAUUUCGAUGACUUCUCGCUUGACGUGGAUGCCAUGAUCACUGCAGCCCUCCGGAUGUUCAUGGAGCUUGGCAUGGUGCAGAAAUUCAAAAUUGACUACGAGACGCUGUGUCGGUGGCUUUUGACAGUUAGGAAGAAUUACCGGAUGGUUUUGUACCACAACUGGAGGCACGCUUUCAACGUGUGCCAGCUCAUGUUCGCAAUGCUGACUACAGCAGGAUUUCAGCAGAUUCUGACUGAAAUUGAAAUCCUUGCUUUGAUUGUGGGAUGCUUGUGUCACGACCUUGACCACAGGGGAACCAACAAUGCCUUCCAAGCCAAGAGCGGCUCAGCCUUGGCUCAGCUCUACGGCACCUCGGCUACCUUGGAGCACCACCACUUCAAUCACGCUGUCAUGAUUCUCCAGAGCGAGGGUCACAACAUCUUUGCUAACUUGUCCUCUAAGGACUACAGUGACCUUAUGCAGCUUCUAAAGCAGUCGAUAUUGGCAACAGACCUCACUCUGUAUUUUGAGAGAAGAAGCGAGUUUUUUGAACUUGUCAGCAAAGGUGGUUAUGACUGGAAUAUUAAAGACCAUCGAGAAAUGUUUCGAUCAAUGCUAAUGACAGCCUGUGACCUUGGAGCUGUGACCAAACCGUGGGAGAUUUCAAGACAGGCAGCUGAACUGGUAACCAGUGAGUUCUUUGAACAAGGAGACAGAGAAAGAUCUGAACUCAAGCUCACACCUUCGGCCAUUUUUGAUCGGAACAGGAAAGAUGAACUACCCCGGCUGCAGCUGGAAUGGAUUGAUAGCAUCUGCAUGCCUUUGUAUGAGUGCCUGGUGAAGCUGAAUGUGAAACUGAAGCCCAUGCUGGACUCUGUGGCAGUGAACAGAGCUAAAUGGAAGGAGCUGCACCAGAACGGACCUUCUUCCCAGGCAGCACCCUCGUCCUCCUUCUCCGCUAGCUUUACCAUGUCUCUGGAAGACAUAAAUUAAGGCUGGAACGUCAGCGUUGGUUUACGACAAGAGCUGUCUG
Molecule: messenger RNA, 1936 nt
Organism: Tinamus guttatus (white-throated tinamou)
Lineage: Eukaryota; Metazoa; Chordata; Aves; Tinamiformes; Tinamidae
Source: RefSeq, a predicted model, not a curated record